GCGGUAAAUACAUGCUUAAGAUUCUUACAGACUUGCUCCACUACUACUACCACUGUCCUUGUUCAGAACAAAAUAUUCUUAACAUAUUGAAUAUGAACAGAACAGAGAUAUCCCAUUUAGCUUUUCCCCAUAAAAGGAGAAUGUCCAUUUGGGCAGCACCCCUGAUUCCCGUUCGCAACGUUUAUUUCUCGGACGUUACACAACAGAAUGAUUUGGUUUUCUAGUACAUGGAUAGUAAAUAUCUGUAGCUUUCUAGUGAUGUACCAAAAUUCAGCUGAGGCUGAGUUGCCUUGCGGACGGGCAUAGGGGGUGUUACCCUAAUGAUCCUACUCCCUACCUAGUGCUCGCUUAUUAUCUAAUGCUUGUGGAGAAGAAACUUGUCCAUCAUUCAGAAUUAUUCCAUGUCCGAACCCUCUCAGCAUCCGCUAUCUGAAGCACACGAGCUCACUCAGCCGAAUGUCGUUUCAUUUUUCGUGCUGCCAUUAGGGUGCUCGCACAUUCUUGCUUGGGAAGGUUUGAAAUAAAAUUGAGUCGAAUAAACGAAUGCUCGUAUGUAAUAGACUUCACCGUAGCGACCGUAUACCGAUGGAGGAAGAAAGCAGAAGUAGAAGUGGCCAAAUUGAAUUUAAAUGGAAUGAAAUCAAAAUUAAUUGAAUCAUACUCCCUCAUGGAUUAGGCGAUAGAAUAAACGCAGGCUGGAAAUAAAUGUGCCGAAUUAUCCAUCGCCUCUACAUACUAAAAAGUGUAAAAAUAAUGUAGUGAAAUAAAGUGUUCUAAUGUUCAUCAAUAUAUGUAAAACAUGGAUAAAUAACCGCCGCAAAAAUACCGACUAUUUCCGAGCUUAUUGGAAAUCGAGCCAACAGGGGAGGUGUUCACACGUCACGCGUUCUCAAAAGUGAAAUUUAAAUCAUAAAUCUGUGACACGGAAUGUGCUAUUUAUAAAUAUGAAUAAAUGUGUAGUGCAGCAGCAACGGUUUGGCAUAAAAUGAAGCAGUUAGUGCAGCAAUCCAUCAGAAGUUAGUGUAAAAUAUUGCUUCCUAUACGACGACAACAACGAAAAAUACUGCUAGGUGUACGAGAAGAAAAUGUUGGUUAAAUAGGCCGAAGAGGAUAGCGGAGGGUGGAAUAAAACUUCUCCGCAACGGACGGAUCAUUGAUGUGAUCCUGUCGUUGGCGUUCACUGUAUUUGUGUCGUUGGGAUUCAGCCAAAAUGACGAUGCAAUCGAUGAAAUAUAACGAUUGUGAUACAAUCAUGGAUGGAUACAAUCCUGUGCCCCCUCCAUUGCCGAGGCGGGUUCCUCCGGUGAGGAAUAUUUAUGCAGAACCAUUUGCUACAGAAACAAACACGAACAGGUUUCACAUAGAUAAAAGAUGUCAGCACCGAUGCUCUUGGAAGUGUUUUAGUAUUGCCUUAAUUUUAUUGUCCGUGAUACUAACUGCAAUGCUGGCGUAUUUUGCAGCGACGAGUUCGAUGAAGACGAAUAUAGACUCAACCAAUUGUAUAUUGGUGCAGGAUGUAAAAUCUAACGCACAAGACCAGAUCACUUCGGAUUCCGCAAGCGCAACAAGUAAUCUUGGAACAGUGGCAGGUAUUGUUGGUAGUAACGGGGGAUCGACAAUGAUGCCCACGGAAGAAUCCCUUCUAACAAGUACAGUCGAUCACAAAAGUUCUACGACAAUGAAUAAUUAUGGUAAUAUGCACAGCAGUUUAUCACAGUUCAAUUAUCAGGACCAACAGUUACAGCAGCAGCAGGCACAAGAUCAGCUAAUGUCCUCAGUAGUCGCCCAAAAAUGGCCGGCUAUAGUAGAAUUGAAAAAUUAUAAUGAGCUAUAUCGUGCAAGUAUUCCACCAUUUCAAUUCUGGAACGCAGAGUUCCGCAACAAACAUCCUGCAUUCAUUCAAUUCAAUUUCACAUUACCAUGGGGUGCCAAUUUUGCCGUGUACGGUAGACGGAAUGUAGGGCCAAGCAUAACGCAGUAUGAUUUUGUAGAAUUUAUAAAAGGCGGAAGAAUAGACCACCGGUUACGAAGGAAGCGGAGCCUUUUGAAUGAUGGAGGAUUUGCACAACAUCCACUGGAAACGAUAAGCAGUUUCGAGGAAAACCAUGAGCCACAAUCUUCUUUCGAAAUUCGCCGGAGUAACGAAUUUGCGUUUGCUGAUCUUAAGCUUGAUGAUGUUGAUCAACAUAUUAUAUCGAAACGAUCAGCGGACAACGAAAUGCCAAAACUGGACAUGGAAUCGAUGACAGUCAACGUUACGAUCUUGCAGUAUUUAGACGUCGGACGGUGGUUCCUGUCGGUAUACAAUGAUGAACUUUUGCCGCAUACCCUUUCUUUGAUUAUUGGUGAAGCUGAAGGUAUUCGCACAACUUGUCCCAAUGACUGCUCUGGCAGAGGGUCCUGCUAUUUGGGAAAAUGUGAUUGCAUUGAUGGUUAUCAAGGACCUGACUGUUCAAUUAGUGUGUGCCCUGUAUUAUGUUCAUCCCAUGGGCAUUAUGGUGGUGGAGUGUGCCAUUGCGAAGAAGGAUGGAAAGGUUCAGAAUGUGACAUACCGGUGUCUGAAUGCGAGCUACCCAGUUGUUCAAACCACGGACGUUGCAUCGAAGGCGAUUGUCACUGUGAACGAGGCUGGAAAGGAUUAUACUGCGAGCAACCGGACUGUAUCGAUCCAUCAUGUUCUGGACACGGUACAUGUGUAUCAGGCCAAUGUUACUGUAAAGCUGGUUGGCAAGGAGACGACUGCAGCAUAGUUGAUCAACAAGUCUAUCAGUGUCUUCCUACGUGUUCUGACCAUGGUACUUACGAUCUCGAGACGGGAUCUUGUGUAUGUGACCGUCACUGGACAGGAGUUGAUUGCUCUCAAGCUGUAUGUAGUCUCGAUUGUGGUCCAAACGGGAUUUGCGAAUCAGGACGAUGUCGAUGCAAUUUGGGAUGGACUGGCAGUCUAUGUGAUCAAUUGACUUGUGAUACAAGAUGUGCAGAGCAUGGCCAAUGUAAAAAUGGAACUUGCGUUUGCUCGCAAGGAUGGAAUGGAAGACAUUGCACGCUCCCUGGGUGCGAAAACGGAUGCUCUCGCCACGGACAAUGUACAUUAGAGGAUGGCGAAUAUCGUUGUGUAUGUGUUGAAGGUUGGGCAGGAAAUGAUUGUUCUAUUGCAUUGGAGAUGAGUUGCAAAGAUAAUAUUGAUAAUGAUAACGAUGGUAUGACUGACUGUUCUGACAGCGAAUGUUGUACACAUCCGAUAUGCGGAGAACACAUAAUGUGUUUGGCGUCUAAUGAUCCUGUAGAGGUACUUCUUCGAAAACAACCCCCGUCAGUCACUGCUUCUUUCUACCAGAGGGUGAAAUUUCUCAUUGAAGAAAACUCGGUCCAGUCAUAUGCUCACAUGGAUGAAUAUAGUGAAAGUGAGUUCUGGAACUCUUUUACACCGUGCCGUGUGUCUGUAAUGAGAGGCCAAGUAGUGACGCCGCAGGGUCUUGGCAUUAUUGGGAUUCGCGUAUCAGUUGACCGUGAUUCGAGAUUCGGAUUCACAUUAACGCGGCAAGGUGGAUGGUUCGAUGUUUUGGUAAACGGAGGUGGAGCCGUAACAUUGCAAUUUCAAAGAUCACCUUUUCGUCCAUUGACACGCACUGUUUUUGUGCCAUGGAAUCAGAUUGUAGUGCUUCCACCUGUACAAAUGCAAAUCAGUGACGAGGAUGACCAGUCUCGAUUAGCGAUCAAACCAAUUCCAGCAAAUCCAGCAUACAGCUUUCUUAGUACGUCACAGUAUCGAUUUUUAGAAGAUAACCCAUCGCCAGUGGCAAUAUGUCUCGAGCAUGAUCACGAGUUGCUGAGACCUCAACUUACCAGCACAUGGAUGCCCAAUGGUGUGGGAUCCGUUCCAGGGAAGAGCAUAAUUUUUGCAGAAACUCAGAUCGUACAAGAAUCUAUACAGAUCCCAGGUUCCGACUUACAUCUUACAUAUCAAACGUCACAGGCAUCAGGAUACAAAAGUAUAGUGCGUAUGCAGUUAACACAUGAAAAAAUACCAGAAACCCUCACCCAUGUGCAUAUAGGAGUACAGAUAGAAGGAUCUCUACAUGUUAAAACAUAUGAAGCCGACCCCAACUUAAGCUACAUUUUUGCGUGGAACAAAAGGAACGUUUACAAACAAAAAGUCUAUGGAACUGCAGUGGCCAGGAUUUCCAUAGGCUAUCAGCAUUCAACAUGUAAGGACAUUGUUUGGGAAACUCAAACGGCAAAACUGCAAGGGUUUGAGGUUGAUAUAUCUGACAUUGGCGGAUGGGGAUUGGAUGUACACCACCACUAUAAUUUCCAUGAGGGCAUCUUGCAAAAGGGAGACGGAACAACGUUGCAUUUCAAAGAGUAUCCAAGAAUCGUUAAGCAAGUAAUGGGCGAUGGUCAACAACGUCAAUUGAGCUGUAAGGAGCAUUGCAAUGGUCUGUCCAAGCAUGCUAGACUGCUGACGCCAGUCGCUCUUACAUCCGGCCCCGAUGGAAGUCUUUAUGUUGGAGAUUUUAACCUUGUACGACGUAUAACUACCAACGGCAGUGUGUUCACCGUUCUUGAACUAGAAACAACUCAGGUGGCUUACCAAUAUUAUUUGAGUGUUUCACCGGCAGAUGGCCAUCUUUAUAUUUCUGACCCAGAAAAACACAAAAUUUUGAGAGUUGUGCAACAUGAGAAUGUUCCCGACCCUACAGCUAACAGUGAUGUAGUCGUUGGAAGUGGUCAACGUUGUAUUCCUGGCGAUGAAGAAAACUGUGGCGAUGGAGGGCCAGCUAAACAAGCACGAUUAUCUCACCCGAAAGGAAUUGCCAUUGCAGCCGAUAAAACAAUGUACAUAGCUGAUGGAACCAACAUAAGAGCAGUGGACCCGAAAGGAAUUAUUCAUACUUUGAUAGGACACCACGGACAUCAUAACCAUUGGAGUCCGGCGCCAUGUCGUGGAGCACUGCUCGCCACUAGAGCUCAACUGCAAUGGCCAACGGGUCUUGCGCUCAAUCCACUUGAUGGUUCACUCCAUUUUAUUGACGAUCGACUAGUGCUGAAACUAACUGCCGACAUGAAAAUAAAAGUGGUGGCCGGCGUCCCACUGCAUUGCAAUGGCAAUGAUGAACACAAUAGGACAAAUUCAGAUGAUGUGCUAGGCACGGUGGUGGCAAUGGCCUUUGCUCCUUCCGGCGAUCUCUACGUCGCUGACACGGAUUCGCGGAGAAUAAAUACAAUACGUGUGGUUGAUUCUACUGGAAAUAUGCGCACAUUUGCUGGUAGAUUGGAGAACGGGAUGCAAACAUGUGAAUGCAAUAACGGUAACAAUAGUACUUAUCAGAACAGCAAUAGCGAUAAACAUAGCACAAUAACACCAGUAAUGAUGAAUCCUACUGGUGGGUCUACUAUGCCUCAAAAUCCCUCAGUAAUGAUGAUGAUGACUGGAUGCUCGUGUAAUUAUGGAAACAGCUAUGUCCCCGCUAUAAAUAUCAACAAGAACCGAAAAGAAGAUCUGUCUGCAGUGCAAUCAGAAACGGUUUUAUCUUCCAACGUCAAAUUCCAAGCAGUAUCAGCGAUUGCCAUUGCACAAGAUGGAUUCAUUAACAUAGCAGAUCAGGGCUCACUUCGUAUCGUGACACUUCAACACUAUCUGCCUCAACACGAUACAAAUGGAGAGUUUCAAAUACCUUACACACCGACAAACGAAAUGUAUGUGUUCAACCGCUAUGGACAACAUGUCGCUACAAAGGAUUUGUCUUCUGGAAGAACGCGAUACUCAUUUUUAUAUUCCAAGAAUACAAGUUUCGGCAAGCUUUCGACAGUUACCGACAGCUCAGGUAACAAGAUACAAUUCUUGCGAGACUACAGUAACGUUGUUAGUUCAAUCGAAAAUUCGCAAGAUCACAAGUCAGAGUUGAAAAUUUCUUCCAACGGAAUGCUGACAAAAAUUAUUGAACGAAAAGGAAAGUCAGAGCUUCAGUUUGAUUACGACAGUAAUAGCGGUUUGCUCCUCAGUCGGACCGGGAAUGGCGAAACGUUCAUAUAUCAGUACGAUGAAUAUGGCCGUGUAACAAAGGCCAUAUUACCUAGCGGAGAAGCCUUCGUAGUAACAACAGUAUUGGGUGACAAGAAUGAUGACUUGGGAGUACAGAUUAACGAGAGCAUUCACUCGCACUUUGCCCAAGAACCUGCAUCGCCAACAGUAUUCUGCUUGACCAGUGGUAUCAAAAAUGCUGUCAUCGCGAAAGACACAGAAAAAAUGAAUGCUAAAAUAAGCCAUAUUAAUAGUACACUUACAAUUACACGCACCGAUGGAAUCAUUAUAGAAUCGUCCGCCGUAGCUGCACAUCCAUACUUAGAAAAAAUAAUGCCAAUCGAAGCGGAGAUGUUGCCAAUGUGGUCUCAUCAGACAGUAAAAAUGGGCGAAAAUUUAAUCAAUUCGAUGUACUCCAAGUAUCACUACAUAACUAAGGAAAAUAAUCGUGUACCUCGGCAAAGAUUCAGCCGUGAAAUUUAUGUAAACAACACCCGAGCAAUUCAAAUUGACUACGAUCAGUUACAGAACAGAGAAACAUUUUUGAACAAAUACGACGAGAUUAUUCUGACAGUAUUAUACGAUCAAUCUGGUUUGCCUAUCUCAUAUUACCCUGGCGGAGAAAAUAGUCAUUUUAAUCCUCUUAACAUAACGUAUGAUCGUUUCAAUCGUGUUGAAGGUUGGCAAUGGGGGCCAGCCGAGAUGAAGUAUAAUUAUGAUAUGAACGGCUUGCUUUCAGAAGUGACCAGUCAACAAGAUGGCAUCAUACUUUACUCUUACAACGAAUUGAACUUAUUGUCAGAAAUUUCGCUAGGAAGUCAACGCAAAUUUAAACUAUCCUACGACGGUAGUGGAGGUUUACGUCACAUCACUCUACCAAGUGGUACCAAACAUUCCUUCAGCUUCCAGCCUUCUAUCGGUUUCGUGAGAUUCACCUAUACCCCACCUGGUAACAAUAAGCCAUACCUUCAACACUAUUCCUAUUCUGGUGCACUUUUGCAAACCAUAUAUCCUGGUGAUGGAGCACGAGUUAUCUAUCGUUAUAACGCUGCUAAUCUUGUGUCGGAAAUAGUUCACGGUGACGGUCGUAGCGAGUUUAGUUACACGGCAACUUCCAGUAUGCCAUCGGCCGUCGUACACACAGAACGAGAUUUAGAAUACCGUUGGGACUUUGAUUACGUCGGAGGUUUGCUAAUGGAAGAAAGAAUAGACUUCUCUGCUAAAACAGGACUAUCGAACGCCAAAUUCAGCUAUGAAUACGACAACCAUUUCCGUUUAAUAUCAAUUCAAGGGCGAAUUGGGGGACAAAACCUACAAAAUCAAAUUCUGGAAUACAGAAAAACUGGUAGCUUAUCUCAGAUAGGGCCAUUCAAGGUAACUAAUAUAGCAGCCAACCAAACUACCGUUGGGGAUGGCACAGCUACUUUUUCCAGAACCAUUAAUGGCCGCUUCUUAGAAACGCUUAUCACGGUGAUGAUUCAUCGCAUGGCAGUAUUCCGAAUGGAGUUUACUCACGAUAUGCAUGGAAGGAUUUCUCAAACACGCACAUACACUCGCAACGUAGGUGUCAAUACAUACACAAACGUGAAAAACUACACCUGGGACUGCGAUGGGCAGUUGAUCGGCGUCGAAGCACAAGAACCUUGGGGAUUCCGAUACGAUGACAAUGGAAACAUGCUCUCGCUAACGUACAGAGGUAAUACGAUUCCAAUGGAAUACAGUAGUACAGAUCGAAUUUUGAAGUUUGGCGAGGGUCCGUACAAAUACGAAGCACGUGGAUUGGUGGCACAAAACGCUCGCGAAGAACGCUUCCACUACAACACACAAGGACUCCUGAUAAGGGCAACUAAGCGGGGACGUUUCGACGUGCGCUACUAUUACGAUCACCUGAAUCGAAUGAUUACCCGAAAGGAUAACUUCGGAAAUGUUACUCAAUUUUUCUAUAACAAUCAAGACCGGCUAAAUGAAGUAAGCCAAAUCUACUCCCCCCGGGAUGGCAAGCUGAUGUCGCUUACUUACGACGACCGCGGUCAUUUGAUAUUCGCGCAGGUGUACCGACACAAGUACUACAUAGCAACGGACCAGUGUGGUACGCCCGUAAUGAUGUUCAAUCAGUAUGGGGAAGGAAUUCGAGAGAUUAUGCGUUCUCCCUACGGACAUAUCGUUUACGAUUCGAAUCCGUAUCUGUACAUGCCGAUUGACUUCUGUGGAGGAAUUCUAGAUCAGGUUACAUCUCUAGUUCACAUGCCAGACGGAAAAGUUUACGACCCCUUGAUUGGACAAUGGAUGACGCCCAAUUGGGAAAAUGUAGACAAGCACAUAAACAACCCAACACGACUGCAUCUUUAUCGCUACAAUGGAAACGAUCCCAUCAACCGAGAUCACACUCGUGAUCAUCCCAAUAAUCACUUGGAUUGGAUUAAGCUAUUAGGAUACAACAUACAGAGUCUGAUUCCACAAACCAACGAUCGAUUAUAUUCACAGAACAAUCCUUGGAGUCGAACACACACGUCACUAGUUACACCACAAAUAAUGCAACGCAUUCGUUAUCCAGACCCGGUUCUUAUAGAGUCUGGAUUUUUGUCAUAUCUCGCUAUGCGAAAAAUCAAAACAGCCCAAGAUCUAACCAAUCCUCCCAGAUCCGCCCUGAAGUCCGAUGCUUUGAAUAUAAGCCCGCACCGAAUCGGAGCAGCGUCGGAUCCUCCAUUUGGGAAAGGAAUUAUUGUGUCGCGUACGCUUGAAGGUCAGGCGAUUGUCUCCAGUGUUCCCGCUGCUAAUCCAAUCUAUCGUGAUGUCUACACGUCAGUGUUCAACCGAACACGAUUACUACCGUUCACAUUUGUUGUACAUAAUUCCCUCCAGGACGCUUUCUUCUUCGUGAAAGAAGACUCGUGGCGAUCUGCUGAGGAUCGCCAGCAACUUAAACGAUUGCAAGGACAAGUCAACACAACAUUCCAUGAAGGAUCACGUGAGAAUGGCAGCGGAAACAAUCAACUGGACGUUAAACUUCACAUACAAAACGCCAUAAUCAAUCUGAAGUAUGGCACCACAGCUGAGAAAGAACAUCAGCGGCUCAUGCACCAUGCAAAACUACAAGCCGUUAGAAAAGCUUGGCAUCGCGAAAAAGAGCUUCUGCGAGUAGGACUUAUCAGUAGUUACGACUGGACGCAGCAAGAAACGGACGAUAUAAUCAAAAAUGGUUACGCUAAUCUCUACGAAGGCGAAUACAUUCAUGACAUCGUCCAGUACCCUGAGCUGCUGGAGGAUCCUUUCAAUAUAAGGUUUGUAAAAAAGAAAACAAACCAAUCGCGAAAAAGGAAACGAAGAGAGAUUUCACCCGAAAGUAAUUUAUCUGCCAUUCUAUGUAUUGACAAGAAUUGUUAGCAAACAUCAAAUUGUGGAACUUAGACCUCGUUGAACAUUCUUAACAUAGGAUAAGGCUAGUAGGUAAAGUAUACUGGAAAUGAUUGUAUAACCAACAAGAGUUUUGAAGAAGAAAAGUCAUACAGAGGAGCGAUAUUCAUCCCAAUUUUAUUCUUUCUCUACGAAACACGUUUUGCGAUCAAAUAACGGUUUUGAAUACCAAGUGAAAGUUGCAAGCUAACUUUGACAUAAUGGAUAAACUGAAAAUGCACGAUUUUAAUUCGUUUAUUUAGCUCUGAACACCGCAAAUGGAGCCGAGGUGCAAAUCUUGAAUGAUUAUUCGCGAGUAAUUUCGUUCAUUAUUAGUUCGUCGACUUCAGUUUCAUUUCGACUAGGUUUACCUUUACUUUGCUAGUCUUUUCUUCUUCUUCUUCAUUGGCAUUACAUCCCCACUGGGACAUUGCCGCCUCGCAGCUAGACCCGCACCGGGAAUCAAACCCAGCCUCCCUCAGCAUGGUCUAGUACCGCACGGCUUUGCUAGUUUAUGAUCCAGAGUAUGCUUGCAGUACCAGUUUUUUUAUAGUUACGAUAAAAACGAUAAAAACAAAACCAAACGAGACGUUGAAAUUUGUUUCCACAACCACUACUUCCAAGCAGUGUUGGUAAAAUAUCUCAAUCACAAAUCUAUGUCCUGUGUACGAACAAAUUCGUUUGAGAUUUCACAAGAAGAAACGUCGCGCUAGAGUAUUUUUUUAUAUAUAAUACCGCAUAGUUUCACUUAUUUGAGAAAAAUCAAUUCGCCUCGAAAGUCGUUCAAAAUCAAUCGGGGUUAAAUUUGUUUUCAGAUGCAAGAAUAUCCUUUGUGCUAUGUAGCGUUUCCUAAUUAUAAACCACAAAAAAACAUGUGAUUCGCACUUAAUUUAAAUCUUCCAUGAGUUCUGACAUCCAAAGAUCAAAUUCGAAUCCAAAUACUAUGAUGUACUCCAAAUCAGCCGAGCUGCCCAAUUCUGAUGGUACAGUUGGGAUAUCUUUCUUGCCUUCGCCUUCGUUUUUGUUCAAAUAUUAGGUCCAAAUGGAUUUUACCCAAUAAGCAUCCGGUCACGCGAGCACUGACCCUGAAGUGAUGACUCCUGGGCAUCUAAUUAUUGACAGACCCUUAACAGCCAUUCCUAUUCCAAUAUCUGAGAUAGCAUUUUUGGAAAAGCUGGUCUCAUGAGUAUUUGGCAGAGCUUUAGUUCAAGGCAAAGUGGACUAAACAGGUAAAAGUGGCUAUUAGUAUUGUCGUCCUCUUGAAGGAAGAUGAAAUCAACUCAACAGUGGUCGAGUUGUUCAAACCUACCAGGGUAUUUUGUUGUUUUAACUAUCUUUUUCAAAGAAAAUUAAAUCAAAACAGCAAUUUAGCGUUACGUGUUUGGUAUACUACGCUUCAGCCAUCAUCAGACGCUAUUAGCUGGCAACCUUCCAGAUGUUAAGUCAGGCAAACGGGUUUGACGGCUUAGUUCGCGUUGUGGACAUUUGCGUUGGUGAACAUGUCUACAAAAGACCGAUCCACAAACUUGUACUACUAGCAGUCCGGACACGGCACACGACAAGGUCAACGAAACUACUUCCAUUCUGCCGAAAGAGUGUGUUCAGUUCCUCGUCAGCAUACAUCGCCAUAAGCAAACACACAAACUAUCAUAAGCCACUCCCCCAAGUGGUAUUUUGCGUUCGGCAAGUCAGACAGCGCGAGUAUAAAAUAGAGCUUCAUCGCGUGUUUCUUGUUACUUCGUUUUGGUCCAUCGUACGUGAACAUCAUAAGAAGAAGAGAAGAAAACUAAAUUUCAAAACAAAAAUCAUUUGCUUAGCAUAACUUGCGGCACUUGUAAGGCAUUUCACUAGUGGCGGCAGUUGCAUAUUCCGCCAGAGUGGAAUAUUAGCGACUCAAUUAACAGCAGAUUUUACAGUUACUGCUUUGGGACGCAAUAUACACCCAGGUUUUGUUUUACGCGGUUGGAGUUCAUUAAUUUCUCGGUUAACUCGAACUUUUAGAGCUUUUUAAAUACAACCUGAUUUUUCUUUGAUUUUUUAUGAAUUUUUUCAUGGGGUUAACUCAUUGUUUCAUUGACGCUGAAGGUCUUAAACGACCAUAACCAACCCGUGUAAAAAAAACCUGGGUGUACUUCGAUUUGCCCAUAUGGAAAAAUAUAUAGAAUUUUCAAAAAAAAAAUUAGGAAAGUGCAGUAAUGAAAAAUGUGCAUCAGUAGAUGGUUGGGAAUAAUUGCUUUUAGGUUAAUAAACAUAAUUGGAACAUGCUUAGUUGCUUUACUAUUGGAUAUUUGACUAUGGAAGUUUAUUUGAACUAAUGUUUCGAGCAUAUUACCCGAAAUGCGAAGGUAUACCGAACAUAAAGUAGAUGCCAGAAGGAAUAAAGUAGGGAAAUGAUAAGAGUUUCAAAGGUAAUUGUAUCCCUCUUGUUUCAAAAUGCAUUUCAUUCGUAAUGUAUCCUUUCCUACAUAGCCAAAUCCUAUCAAUUAAACAUAAAACUCCGUAAGUCAAAAGUGCUUGAUAUCUAGCACAACUAUACACAUAAACACAAAAAGGUGAUUCGAGCUUUUGAGACUGUCGUCACGAGUUGUAGACAAAACAUUAGAAUUUAAGAGUAAUGAAACAAUAAAUGAGAAGUCACGGAUGCAUAAACAGAAACAGAUAUUUACCGAGAAAUGUAGAAAUCAGAAAGCGGAAAACCCACAAAAUAGAGGAAAUAUUUAGCAAAAAAAUGUGAAAUCAUUCAUAUACCUAACAAACAAAAAUCCACUCAUACAAAACAAACAUUUGAUGCAAUUAAUGUUGUAUAAAUUAAUUGAACUGAACCAAAAAAUUCAAUUACAGUAAAAGAAGUUCAUUGAACAGUUUUACAUUAGAGUAUGUCUUUCAGAAUUUAAAUUUUCCUUUGUUCUUAUCGUACUCCAAUGACUGCAAUCUCACAGAUGACAAAUUUUACCUUAUCUCAAAUAUUGCGACAAUGAUUGCACGGUGUCUUGAACCAAUUGAAGCUCAUUGAAAAAACAUGAGUGUCUCCGAAAUUCUCUCUACGCAAAAGUAUAGGUUUUCCCUAUCACGUAAGUCCAAUUAUAAAAUACAUAUUCUAUCGGGAUCAUUGUUUCAUACGUUUGGAGGAGUCCACUUGGCCAAAAUUCAAGAUUUCCAUGGAGGUUCUAAGUCUAUUGAUAGAUCAUUUUUGUUCACCCAUGGCAUGAAGAAGGAGAACAUAUGUUGUGUCGUGAUGUGGUUUUCAGAGAUACUGAUGUUGUUUUAUAAUAUUGUAACAUGGAGACACCGUGAAUGACUAACUAUUGGCAAGCCAGAUGAAUGUUGAGACGAGACUGGCGCCAUUUUUAAUUAUUCAGUGCAACGCCUUGCCCUCUUACUCUCUGUCUUCUUCUUCUUAUUAGCAUUACAUCCCCACACUGGGACAUUGCCGCCUCGCAGCUUAGUGUUCAUUAAGCACUUCCUCAGUUAUUAGCUGCGAGGUUUCUAAGCCAGUUUACCAUUUUUGCAUUCGUAUAUCAUUAGGGCUAGCACAAUGAUAUUUUUAUGCCCAGGGAAGUCGCGACAAUUUCCAAUCCGAAAAAUGCCUAGACCGGCACCGGGAAUCGAACCCAGCCUCCCUCAGCAUGGUCUUGCUUUGUAGCCGCGCGUCUUACCGCACGACUAAGGAGGGUCCCAAUGUACUCUCUGUACAUUGAUGUUAAUUGCUAAGUCCAACACACAAUUAUUAAUACCCCGUGCAAUUUGGAUUGUUGUUCAAUCACGGAGUAACAACUAUAAAUAUACGGCCAUCCAGUUAAAAAAAAAGAUAUAGAUCCCCCAGCGCCGGACACCUUCCAAUACCGGACACUUCUCAAAACGACACUUGCAGAGGUCCCUUCGCCAUUAUAUGUAGUACAAAAGAAAGCUAUUGAAAAGUCUUUUACCUACAUGGAAUAUCUGAUCCUCAUGUUGUAAACUUUGUGCAAAAUUUUAAAUUAAACAAAAACGCUCAACAUUUUGAUGUUUCGCCUUACUUUAGAAGGUUCAAAUCAUUCGAAUUCAUUCUGAUUAUGCAGAGAUGGUUAAUAUUAGGCAUAUUUUAAUUAACGAUCACGAUUUGAUUCAUAUAUAAUGAUACGGUGCUGCAAAAUCAAUUUCUAUAUCCUGUAGCUGACUCCCAGGUCAGGAUAUUUCAUGUAAGCAAUUAGCCAAUUUUUCAUGUAAGCAAUUAGCCAAGCCAUUGUUCAAAUGUUUUGUUGAACGCACUUUAAUUCAAUUAUUUCUUCUUGCUAAGGCUUGAUGCCAAAAAAACCAAAAAGAAAUAAGUAGAAACAAAAAUUGAAGAUUACAUUGAAAAAGGUGGAAAUUUGGGGUAGGAUGUAAAAAAUGUAAUCGAGGUUCAUAUAAACUCUACUAACAUAUUUUAUUAUAAAGCAAGUAAAAAAUAUCUCCUUCCUAAAUGAUGCCUUUACUCAUGAAACAGGAAUUUGAUCAUAUUUGAACAUGAUGCAAUAGUGUCCGGUACUAGGGGACCCUUUUAUGUACCGUGGCAUUUUUCACCCAAAUUCAUCAUCCAAAUCGUUGAAAAACGUGUUCAAAUGAUCACAUAUAAUUUGUAUGAAUCAUCAAUGAUCAAAUCUUGUGUAUUUGGUAUACAUGUAAACAUACUCCAGAUAGCCAGAAAAUAUUUCGAUAAAUGGCUCAUGCGGCCGGUGCUGGGGGAUCUCCCCCUAUACAUUUGUUUUGAGAAGAUUUUACAAGUCGUAGAGUAUUUCAAAAUAACCGAGUAUUUUAUUCCCCCGAUGCGUGUUGCAUUUUAAAAUUCAAAGUUUUGACAAAUGAGACAGACCCUAAGAUUCCUGGAAAAAUCCUCAUUGCAAGUCUCGGCUUAGCUUAUUUAAUGACAGUACCCAAUCAAUAAAACUUAUGUCACCGAAUGAGAUCAAUGUGAGAACACAAAACCGCUAGUACGGCAUCUGUACAUGCAUUGAUUAACUCUUAUUUGUCUUGAUAAAUAAACCACAUUGUCAUAAUUUUGUCGUUCAACUUGAUCAUAAAUGAAUCAUUUGAAUUUCCUAAAUAAUAUAUUUUAAAACAACUUUCCUCCUUCAAGAAAUUCCAUCCAUUUUUGCUAAUUGAAUUUCAGGUUCAGUUUAUUUUUUGAAUAUCCGCAUAUUAUAUACUAGGUUAUAGCCUCAAUAGAUUCUAGAUGGUUGCCAAAAAUGAAUACCGUGUAUGUAUAUGGAUUAUUAGAAACAAAAUAAAAGGGUUCGACCAAAAUUUAACGAAAACCGCUAUGAAUUGUACCAUACUCUCACGAAUGUUUUAAUGAACGAUACGGUGAAAUAGGGUCGCAUAGGAAAAAUCAAAUUGUAAAUCAUAAACAAAACACAUUUUGAAAAUGUAAAGAUGUACAUAGCUUAUAGUGUAAGUAUCGUGAUAUUCCAUUGAAUGUAAAUAUAAUAAAAGAGUAAAAUGAUUUGAUGAUUAUAUGUCAUCAUAUUGUUAAUGUAUACAUCAUAUGAUAUAUAGUUUAGUAAUAAUACAACGUCAAAAAUAAAAACAAAAAAAAGCGAAAAAUCAUGUAAAAUAUAGUAGCAGAAAAAUAAAGAUUUUUAUAUUAAAUGGACGCUGAACUUUACAAAGCGUGGUCGUGGAACAAAAAUAUUCCGAUACACUCUGAGAUCCGAAAAUAUGAGAAAAAAGUUCAUAAGCUUUACAAGGUAACUGAAGCCGUUUUAAUCGUAUAUGAAUUCUCGCAACAAACCCUACACAAGAAACAAUAUACUUCUAACCUACUAUUAUUUUGUUGCUAUACACAAAGUAUUUUAGAGCGGUGUCGCUAUCGAGUAUAUUUUAAAUAAAAUAUAAUUACGUUAGGUAAAGCAUCGGUGCUAAUAAAGUAUGCCAAAAUAAAAUGAUUUCACUGAUCAAUGCAGUAUGUAUCUUCAAUGAAUCACUUUUAAAAUAUGGUGAUAGAACCAAACUUUUUGAAAUAGCGUAACGUCUGAGCAUUUGUCUAAUAAGGGCGGAUGCAGAAGCAUAACGCCAAUGGGCUUUCAAAAAUUUUAAUUAUCUAACGAGCAACGCAUAUGUGAGUGCAUAAUCAACUAAGUCUGAUUAAAUUAUGUUUUAAUAUUUUGCUACAGUAUUUAUUAAAAAUUCGGAUUAAUUGCUGAGAUAUAUAAAGCAGUGUAAAAAGGCCACAUGUAUUGUUGAAUUUUAUGUUCGCUUUUUAUGAACUUUCACAAUACGUUUGAAGAUAAUAAUUUCUAUUUUAAACAAUUUUUCAGUUCUAUGGAAAUAUAACAUUUUAACGUUCGUUCUAACACAGUAGAUACGAGUGUAUUCAGACAACAGAAUUGCAAAUACAGAUCGUCCGAAAUACAAUGUCCAUGUUUAUACACAACGGAAAAUGAUUCGAUGGAAUAAAAAAAACUAUCUGAAUGAUUCGAGAAUAGUAGACAAGAGUGGUAAGGAAUUCUAAAAAUACGAGUUCGACUUGCAGAGAAAAAUUCGAAUUUAAGAUCUGACAGUUUUAGAAAUAUCCAAUAAAACAAAACUGCACAUGUGCGGAAAUUAUUUUGGCAUCAUUUUUAACAAGCAAGUAAUAAUAAUUAUAAAGAUAAAUUGAUGGUGGGUGAUGAACGAUAAGGCAUGUUUGAUUACAAAUCAAUUGUUGUAUGUAUGUAUAUAUAUUUAGUGAUACUCAAAUAUAGAAGAAAACAUUUGUAAUAAAA
Messenger RNA from Armigeres subalbatus, 16140 nucleotides. RefSeq names its product teneurin-a-like. Gene Ontology annotation, biological process: motor neuron axon guidance. The record is from RefSeq and is a predicted model, not a curated record. NCBI's taxonomy places the organism in Eukaryota, Metazoa, Arthropoda, Insecta, Diptera, Culicidae.